AUGAGUUCUGAAGUCGAACCACCGCAGAAAAAGAAGCAGCCGUGGCUUCCAGAUUAUAUCGUUGAGAACUGUUUAGCACACAUAUCGAGAUCUUACUACCCGAAACUCUCCCUAGUCUCAAGUCCUUUCGCUCUCUCGUCGUAUCCAAAGAGCUCAACAAAGCGCGAUAUCGCCUCAACAACCGAAGAAUACUUCUUCCACGUCUGCUUACAGCUUCCUAAGAGUCCUCUUCCAACCUGGUACACGCUCUGGAUAAAACCUGAUCAGAUCGAGAAGAAGAAGAAGAUUAAUACGUUUACUGGAAAUACUCGGUUGGUACAAAUACCAUCUUCCUAUCAUUAUCCUUUUGACCAAGUGUUCAUCUUUAAUCUUUAUGGUGCUAUGCGUUCAUCCAAGGCAAUGGUCCGUCCCCCUUCAUAUGGGUUGGUAAGCAUGUUUUGA
Messenger RNA from Arabidopsis thaliana (thale cress), 441 nucleotides. RefSeq names its product F-box family protein-like protein. The transcript has a single exon. The coding region runs from base 1 to 441 and encodes 146 amino acids. The record is from RefSeq and is marked reviewed. NCBI's taxonomy places the organism in Eukaryota, Viridiplantae, Streptophyta, Magnoliopsida, Brassicales, Brassicaceae.